This is a messenger RNA of Anopheles coustani, 5693 nucleotides long. RefSeq lists its product as uncharacterized. Bases 42 to 5693 code for a protein of 1883 amino acids. Lineage: Eukaryota; Metazoa; Arthropoda; Insecta; Diptera; Culicidae. Gene Ontology annotation, molecular function: protein binding; kinase activity. The transcript has 21 exons. The record is from RefSeq and is a predicted model, not a curated record.
GAACCUGCAAAAGAAAAAAAGGAAACGAAAAAAAGGAAAAGAUGGCACCGCUACCACCACCACUCGGACCGACAACGUUGCCACGCGAAAGGCAACAUCAUCGCCGAGCCCACGGACUGUACUUCCACUCAUCGCCCCCGAAAGUGCUCCAAAUGAACAACCAUCUAGCAUCAAAGGAUAACGACAUCCGGAGUAGAGACGUGAUCAAACCCUCGAAUAUACGAAUAUGGCUACACCACAAACAGAUGUCCAAGUUGGCCAAGGUGCUCUGGGCUGGCCAGGGCAUGCGACUUCGGACGGAAACAUCACACCAUCCGCGGAUGAAGCGGUUCCUCGAGUGUGUUCCUCACGUCAUGGGGGUCAUAAAAGAAAUUCACCAGGCCGUGGUGGACAACGAUCUGGACACGUUGAAGGAGAAGACUGCGCCACCGGCGCCGAGGGUCAUUCUCACCAGCAAGGAUGCGAACGGGCUGACGCCGUUGCAUAAGGCGGCCGGACUAGCGCACACCCACAUCGUCGAAUAUAUCCUCUCGGCAUGGCCCAGCCUUUCGUCGGAUGAGGAUCAUACAGGCAAGACGCCGCUUCAUUGGGCGGCAAGUGCGAAGAACAACGCACGCAGUUUCAAUCUACUAGUACAGGCCGGAGCCGACGAGACGGCCCAGGACAAUCGCCACAAGGUGGCGGAGUACUACAAAAACAAACCGACCGACAUCGACCGAUCGCUGCUGUCCGUCAUCCCGGAGGCGCCACGAAUAUCGCAGCAGGGGUUUCCGGCCUACUUCGACUGGGCAAUGUUCACGCUGGAGGACGAUUCCGAUGAGGUAGCCAACGGUGGUUCACAGACGCGAAUGAAACCGUUUCUUUCGCAGAAUAAUCUGCUGGACGCGGCCGACACGCCAACGGGGGUAGGGGCUACCGCGGGCGGUGAUGUGGUCAAGUCAAAGUCGGUGCACAAUCUUACCAACGGCGUGCUGACCGAACUAGGGGCUCCUACCGCCGAACAGCAGCCUGUGGAGCAAUCGAACGGCACUGAUGUUAAAGAGGAAGAGGCCAAGGACAACGAUGGAAUGGAUGCUGAAUCCAAGGAAGCGUCGGGAAACCAAGACACCGAACAAGAGAACAAGUCCGAGCAAAAUGAAACGACAGUUGAACAGGAUGAGACGGUGGUGGAGCAAGACGAGCCGGAUAAGGAUUUACCGGUAGAACAGGAACAUGCUAAUGGCGAGGAUCAGGAGGGCGAGCCAAAAACGGCUGACGAACCCGUAGCUAAGGAGGAGACCUCUUCGGCGGUGGUGGAAGAGCGCCAACCCGCUGAAGGGGAGAUUGGAAAAGAUUCGGCGGAAGGAGAGGAGGAAACUGAAACUAAUAGACUCGAUACAGGCGAGGUUCAAGGAACUCCAGAAAGGAAGGAGGAUGCCAGUAGACCAGUGUCAACAAAACCGUCAUCCCUUGGAAGUGCAAAGAGCACUGGAGACGAUCGGUACACGCCCGUCUCCGAGGCGGAAGUGGAACCCACCGAUAAAAGUCCAUCCCCUGCGGUGGCCGAGGAUGCAGAGGUCUCGAAAGACAGUCUGGAGCAAGCGAUCGACGAACGGAAAGACGACGAAAUCGAUCAGGAUAGUCUGGGGAAAGAUGUCGAGGUGGAAGAACCUGCCACAGGCAGCGAGGGACAACACACGCGACCUUCAUCGACCAUAUCUGGUAGAGAGUCCAUCAGAACGGGGCCACCAUCUCGAGCAACGACUGGAAAAAGUGUUAAAUCGAACGGUACAGCAGUCGAGCAGGAUGGAGUAGGUACAGUGGAUCGAACCAGCAGACAAGCUUCAGCUAACGACAAUCAGAAUGGCACCCAGCACGACGACCAGGACGACGCUGGGACUGAAAUGAACAGCAACCCUUUGGAUACACUGGAAGUACCGAAUGUACGGAACGAAUCCGGUUCCGUUAAGAGUGCCAGCCGAAGUACUGGAGGCACUUCCGGUCGGCGAACUAGCAUCUCGAGCUCCGUUAAAGAUCCGACCACUCCUGCCUCUCGUCCCCGAAGCCGUGCCGAUUCGAACGUGGAUUCCAUUUCCCGUGCAGUAUCCUCUACGACGACGACCGGACGUGUGUCUGGAAAAUCGAUCAAUUCGACCACCACAAACUGGCGGACAUCGAUCAGCUCUCGGAAGUCUGGCCACUCUGCCGCAGGUCCCGAUAAAGCCGAUCCGGAUGAUGACUCCGAUCUGAACGAUGACUCGAACAAUGCCGACGUUCAGAUUGUCAGUUAUCGAACGCCCGACGAGAAGUCAUCGCCACGAAUCGACACCGACGGGGCUGCUCGGGAGAUGAAUGAAACGGGCGUGGAUGACCGACCGGAAAUUGUAUCUCGCGGAGUAAAGGAAGAGAAGCAGAUUCAACCAGAUAAUGCUUCCGACAAUGGUACGGCACUAGAUCGGACAGCACAAGAAAAAGUGUCCACGCAAGAGGAACCCACCAACCAGGUGCUGGAAAUCGAGGGAACGGUAGAAGGUGAACCGGACCACGGCCAGCUUCAGUCGCAGAACCAACAACAGAUUAAUCUUGCAGAACAACCGAAUAUGCAACAGACGGUGCAGGAUGCAAUUGAUGCAGCCGAUCUGGAACAGUUGGCCGCGAUCGUACUGAACGGUGAAGGCAAACAGCUGGUUGGAAAGACGUCCGAGCAGACGGAAAUUCAAGCUUUUCUAGAUAACGUGCCUGCAUACAUGGGGAAAAUACGGCGCGUGCAUCUGGCGGCACGCGAGGGUAGCCUGCGUGACCUGCAGUCGGCGCUGGACAGGCGUAAAUUUGCCACGGCAAAGGACGAAAUAUCGCCGCACGGUGCAACGCCCCUGCACGUGGCCACCAUCUUUGGACAUGCAGGCAUUGUUCGCUACCUCGCAGGCCGGUUCCCGGAAACCCUCGGCGCAACGGAUGACGAUGGCCGGACACCGCUGCACUAUGCAGCGACGCUAAAGGAUAACGGGCACUUCUACAACCUGCUCACACACCUCGGGGCCAACGCGAAGGUCGAAGACAACCUCAACCACUCGGCCGAGUACUAUCUGGGUCACGUGCAGUCGCAGGGCAUCCUUUCCCAUCGGCAACUGUUGCGGGACUAUGGCGCCAAGGAGGAGCUCGCAGAUGAGAUGCUGAACGAUCAAGUGCCCGACGAUCUGCACAGUGCUCGUCGUCCACUGGACGACGUCGACACGCUGACAACGCUCGAGCGGUGUUACAAAAUUAUCCACGAACCGAUCGAUGACCUAGUCCGCUCGGUCGGACUGCCAACGAACAGCGUACCGGGCAGUGCGUGCUCGCUGCGGAUCCUGAUCACAUCCUACUUGGCGCGCUUCCUCAAACGUAGCGUCUUCGACAAGAUCAAGAAGCGUCAGACCCGGCUCGAUCACAAUCUGUUCGAUGUCAUCUGGCCCGCGAUGAAAAAGGCCACCAAGGAGAAGCGGCUGGAUGAAGAUCUGAACGUGGGCAUCGUCAUGCCGGACUACGAUGUGUUUGUCGUGUUCCAAGAGUUUCUCGUGCCACUAAUCAAGGACGUACACUGUAUGGAGCUGACGCAACCGCUUAUGCCCCAUCCACCGAUGCAAUACUUCCCGCGGUAUAUCGUCAAUGACCUGGAGCCGCACGGAGCUGGAACAGGUCAGAGCUCACCACCGGCCUCGAGUACCAACAAUGGGAACACAUUACGCGAGAACCCCGAUAGUGUGCAGCUCAAUCUGGACACCUCGGGCAAGUACAUCACGGGCUGUAUCGUGGAGUGCGCCCGGAACCUGGACGCGUACGAAUUUCCACUCAACCUCGGCAUUGCCCAGCUGGAGCAGGUUGAACGACUCAUCACAGCCAAAGUGCUAUCGAUGGACUUCGUGCGAGCCGUAGGAGAGACCGAGCUCGGGACGUAUUACAGCAUGAACGAAAUUCUGGAGAAUCCAUCGGAGAUCCGAACCGUACUGGCGGCGAAUGGGUUGCUGAUUCCUCUGCUUGAUCAUACCGAUCCCUACCAGACGGCAGAAUCGAUCGCCAUCAACGGACGCUACUGGCCGUACGGGCGUGGAGUAUACGUCAGCCUCGAGGGAAACCUGGCCGUGUGGGUCAACGCACAGGACCAUCUCCGGUUGCUCUGCUGCACGCCGAGCAAGGAUCCAGCUUCCAUCGGUACGGCCUACUCGAAGGUUGGGCGUGCCAUGAACUACCUCGAGGAACGGAUCCCCUUCAAGCACAGCUACUUCCUGGGCAAUCUGCUCUCGAGGCCCUCGUUUCUCGGCACGGGCCUUAAGUUUACCCUCACGCUCGCCCUGAUCCAUCUGCGUAAGGAGCGCGAGAACCUACGCCAUCUGUGCGUCGUCCGCGGGCUUCACCUCUUCACGGCCGACGAUCUGCCGACGGUGCGGAUGUGCAACAUGCGCAGUAUGGCCCAGACCGAGUGGCAACUUUUCCAAGACUUUAGCAGUGCCAUCACGAACAUCGUUGCCCUCGAGAAGGAACUGUCCAUGUCCAAUUCCCUACACAUUGCCGCCACGCUGUUGCGUAUAUUUCAACUCGGUGAACAACAGAUGGAGAUACCAUUAUUCCGCACAGAAGAGGGACGAUAUUUGGCUACUUCGCUUGGCGAUCCGCUAAUUAAAGGACUAACCGAGAUUGCCAACAAACGUCCCCCGGACCCCGUCACCUACUUGGCGAACUAUUUGUUUAACUUUGCCAACCAGAAAUCAGGUACGGGUCGCAAGGAGGCGGAUAACGAUACAAACAACAAUUUAAUAGAAGGCAGCGUCAACCAGUCGGCCGAACAGGAUCUGGAAAGCUCGAGUAAGCAGGUGUUGCCGGACGGCGGCUCGCUAUCUCAUCCGCCGCCCCCGAUGGAACCGACCGUUAGGGAUGAGAACCAACCGUCACCCGAAGAAUCGGACAUCGUGCCAGCACCGUCCGAUGAUCGGGAUGAGCAUGGACAGAGCAUGCUUCAUUUCGCGUGUGCUCGAUCCCACGGCAGAAACGCCUUGAUACAGCUUAUCGAAGAGUCCGGAACGAACAUCACCUACAGGGAUGAGUUAUACCGUACGGCGCGGGAUGUUGCCCUGCAAGCAACCCAACCGGACAAUGCAAAAGAAAUCGAUCGCUAUGUGAUCGGGCUGGUCGCUAGAGGUGAUCUCGAGGCUUUAAAUGGAAUGCUCCUGGAAGGAUACGACCAUAUCGUUGAUGUCGUUGCACCGGACGGUGUUCCUAUAUUACAAGUGGCUAGUGAUAGAGGCUUUCAGGACAUAGUACGGUUUUUGGAGGGCGUGCGUGCUUUUGAGGAGAAUCGAGAAAAUCUCCUCACUGCAAUCCGGCAAAAGCAGUUUGAGGCGGUUGUUAAUCUGACAAAACUACCGGAUGGGGCUAAACUUGUGCGUGCGAAGAACUACUACGGACGCUGCUCACUGCAUAUAGCAAUACUCAUGGAAAACGAGGACAUUGUAGACUUUUUGGCAUCCAACUUUAAGGCGGCCCUCAGAAUUGGAGAUAACUUGGAUCGCACUCCGCUGCAUUACGCCAUGGGUGUAAGCAACGUGGAAGCCCUCAGCCGCAUACUGAUAAAGAAUGGCGCCAAACGAGUACUUAAGGAUUUGAAAGGACGCCAGCCGACCUACUAUUUUAUGAACAAAGCGGAUAUUCUACGUUUACAGGAAGAGGAAAAGGAGUAA